AUGGAAGAUGAAUAUCUAAAAUUACUAAAGUUGAGAGCUGUGGGGAAAGAUGUUUCAUUAAGCGGUGCCCAACCUUCAUCUACUGACGAUGAUGCCCUGGGAGACUUUCCGCAGAACGGGAGCCAAAAGCUGAGAUGGAUCAGUACUAAGAAGCUAAUAGCAAAACUCUUGAACGAGACCACCGUAGGCAAUAUUAAGUCUAUCUCUAUUGAGAUAUUUCAAAAGGUAAAUCUUUUCAGGUAUAAAGGUGUAUUUAUACGAACGCUAAUGAAACUGCUUCGUGUGUAUGAACAUUUAGCUCCGGUGUAUGCUUCGUUGGUUGCCAUCUUGAAUUCUAAAUUACCAGAAAUAGGAGAACUAUUGACUGGAAGGCUCAUCCUUCAGUUUAGGAGAGCAUAUAGAGAAGGAGACAAGUCUCAGUGUAUCGCAAGCAUUACCUUUUUAGGGCAUUUGGUGAACCAAAAGGUUUGUAGUGAUGUCAUAAUCUUGCAAAUAUUGCAGUUGUUUUUGGACAAGGCACCAUCUAGCAAUACGAUAUACAUGAGCUCCAUACUAUUGAAGGUUGUGGGGCAUUCACUUCAACAACAAUCUAGAGAUGCGUUCAAUAUGAUAUUCGAAAGAUUGGGGAUAAUUAUCCAGGAAGGUUUGACUGACAGGAGGGGCCAGAAAGUCAUUUCUAGGCUAUUAGAGAUGAAGAGGUUUUCCACAUUUCCUAAGCUACAAACAGAAUUGGACUUAGUGGACGUUGAAGACAGACCUGAUGAGCAUAUAAUCACCUUAACUGAAGAGAUCAAGGCGAUGGACGAGUUGAACAUAUUUAAGGAAGAAAGUGAGGAGGAGUACGAAGAUUUGGAGGAGGAGUACAAAGAGUUUAAAAGUGAAGUAUUCCCCGAAGAGGUGGACGGAGCCAAAGAUGAAGUACAAGGAUCAAACGAAGUGGCUAAAGCAGAUGUCAUAGAAGCACAAGUACAAAAAGCUGACAUUCCUAAAGAUUCAGGUGCAGUCAUUGACAUGACGGACGGAGAGUUGUUGAAAUUUCAAAAAGCGGUUUACUUGACGGUAAUGUCAUCCAUGUCUUCUGAUGAGGCAGUGCAUAAAUUGAUGAGAAUGAAAACUGAUAACCCCGAGACCUUGGUCGAUAUGAUUGUUAAAUGUUGUUCACAGGAAAAGACGUAUUCUAAAUACUACGGAGUGAUAGGGGAAAGGCUAUGUUAUCAGAAUGCUAAAUGGCAAAAUACUUUUGUCGCCGUAUUUAAGCAAUACUAUACCUCCAUUCACCAGUACGAAACCAAUCCUUUAAGGAACAUCGCCAAAUUUUGGGGUCAUUUGUUUGCUCUGGAUAGACUAGCCAUUGAUAAGAGUUGGAAUGACAUUCAGUUGACUCAAGAAGACACAAACGCCGCCAGUAGAAUUUUCAUCAAGUUCAUGUUUCAAGAAAUGGUGGAGGAGUUGGGCAUAAAGGAGUUGAACAAUAGACUAACAGAACCCUACAUUAGACGUCACAUUCGUGGACUCUUUCCCGUGGUGGAUGUCAACUGGAAAGAUGCUGAACACAUCAGGUUUUCAAUUAACUUCUUCACUGCCAUUGGAUUGGGAAGUUUAACCGAAGAGAUGAGAACGGUUUUAAAGGGGAUACCCCAGCCAACCAGGGAAGAGCUUGAAGAAGAGAGAAGGUCUAGGAGAAGAGCAAGGAUUGGAUCAAGGUCAAGGUCAGGGACAAGAUCUGGAUCAGAGUCAAGAUCAAGGUCAAUUUCAAGAUCAAGAUCAAGGUCAAGAUCGAGCUCAUACUCACGGUCAAGAUCAGGAUCGUCGUCCAGGUCUGCUUCUUAUUCAAGAUCUAGGUCUAGGUCAUACUCUAGGUCAAGAUCACCAUCCAACUCAAAAUCCAGGUCUAGGUCAUACUCCAGGUCGAGAUCAGCGUCUAAUUCUAGAUCUCCAUCUAGAACACCAUCCAGGUCUAAUUCACCUGAGCACAGGGAAACCAAACGUCAAAAGGUGGAACAAUAG
Molecule: messenger RNA, 2007 nt
Organism: Dujonia railenensis
Lineage: Eukaryota; Fungi; Ascomycota; Pichiomycetes; Serinales; Debaryomycetaceae
Source: the annotation of a GenBank genome assembly